Messenger RNA from Desarmillaria tabescens, 1104 nucleotides. RefSeq names its product CCAAT-binding transcription factor (CBF-B/NF-YA) subunit B-domain-containing protein. Bases 1 to 1104 code for a protein of 367 amino acids. The transcript has 2 exons. Gene Ontology annotation, cellular component: CCAAT-binding factor complex. NCBI's taxonomy places the organism in Eukaryota, Fungi, Basidiomycota, Agaricomycetes, Agaricales, Physalacriaceae. Gene Ontology annotation, molecular function: DNA-binding transcription factor activity, RNA polymerase II-specific. Gene Ontology annotation, biological process: regulation of transcription by RNA polymerase II. The record is from RefSeq and is a predicted model, not a curated record.
AUGUCGAUGGAGGAGCACGUCGUCGAUCAGCUCUUUCCUGCCUCGUAUCCUCUUCAAAAUUGGGAAAACAGCCCGCCCAUUGACGGUGCGCUUGAUACUCAAAUCGACGGUCAGCUCAACCCUGCACCUUCCCUGGAGAACUCGCAUGGUUCGAAUACCGUCUACCCGUCGUUUCAGCACCACAUUACCGAUUCUCUGGAGGGUGGUGUAGACGACGAGCCGCUCUAUGUCAAUGCCAAGCAAUAUUUUCGUAUUUUGAAGCGUCGGGUGGCCCGUGCACGACUGGAUGAAGUUCAUCGUCUGUCUCGUCAACGAAAGCCUUAUCUCCACGAGUCGCGCCACAAGCAUGCGAUGCGACGUCCUCGGGGCCCUGGAGGCCGUUUUUUGACUGCAGAGGAGAUUGCUGCUCAAAAGGCGGCAAAUGGGGACGAUGGCGCAGCAGAGGCGGGACCGUCGUCGGCGACGGUUGAUGAAGACGAAGACGGGGAUGAUGGUUCGCCAAUGCAGCAGGAUGCGUCGCCGCAGUUGCCUCCUAAGCCGCCGCCUCAGCAGCACCAGAUGGCUCCCCCUCUUGCUCGACACCAACAGCAGCAGCAGCAGCAACAGGUUCAGCAGCAGCAACAACAACAAGCUCAACAGCAACAACAGCAGCAAGCUCAGCAGCAACAACAGCAACCACCUUCGCAUGCGCAUCAUCACCACUCUCACUCAUCGUCACGUAUGAUGAGCACAAAUCUUCACCAACCAGAGACGGAAACGUACAUGUCUCCAGAGUCCAUGGGAAUGAUGAACAUGCCAUACGGGCAGACGGUGCAACCGAUGAACAUGACCAUGGGCCAGAGUCAGAACAAAAUGGCGGCACCGUCGUCGCACACGAUGUACUCGCAGAUGCGGCAAGCGGGAGGGAUGGGAGCAGCGCAGGGCCCAUCGUCGAUUACGCUGACUUCACCGUAUCCAGCGACUGUUCAAAUGCACCACGUCCCUCACCCACAUGCUCACGCGCGACACCGACAUUCGCAGCUAAACUAUGCUCAGGGAUUGUAUGCUCAGCUGAAUACGCCGAUGCAGCCACGGUCAGAUGAGUACAACGGGGGAGGUAAUUAG